This is a messenger RNA of Drosophila ananassae, 2039 nucleotides long. RefSeq names its product ethanolaminephosphotransferase 1. The transcript has 8 exons. NCBI's taxonomy places the organism in Eukaryota, Metazoa, Arthropoda, Insecta, Diptera, Drosophilidae. Gene Ontology annotation, biological process: phosphatidylethanolamine biosynthetic process. Gene Ontology annotation, molecular function: ethanolaminephosphotransferase activity. Gene Ontology annotation, cellular component: Golgi apparatus; endoplasmic reticulum membrane. Bases 80 to 1336 code for a protein of 418 amino acids. The record is from RefSeq and is a predicted model, not a curated record.
UCACUGCAACAAGUGUAAAAAUAAAAAAAAUAAAAAAAACUGUUAGUGGAAAAACAAAAUACAAUUUACAAAUUACAAAAUGGGUUGCAUGCGGUAUCUGUCUGACGCUCAUUUGAGGGGCUUCGAGCGUUACAAGUACAAUAGCAUAGACACUAGUUGGCUAAGUGUCUAUGUUAUGCACCCCUUCUGGAAUUACUGCGUAAAGUUCGUCCCUAAAUGGCUGGCACCCAAUGUCCUUACGUUUGUGGGAUUCCUCAUGACUGUUAUCAACUUCAUCCUGCUGGCCUACUACGAUUGGAACUUCGAUGCUGCCAACGACAAGGAGGUGGGCAACACAGUACCUGCCUGGGUCUGGACAGUGGCGGCCAUAAAUAUACUUAUCUACUACAAUUUGGAUGGCAUGGAUGGCAAGCAGGCUCGUAGAACGGGAACGAGUGGACCUCUCGGGGAGCUCUUCGAUCACGGACUGGACUCGUAUUCAGCUGCCCUCAUUCCCAUUUACAUAUUUUCACUCUUUGGCACCGUCGAUCUCCCCCCGAUUCGAAUGUUUUUCGUUAUUUGGAACGUAUUCCUCAACUUCUAUUUGACGCAUGUGGAGAAGUACAACACGGGAGUUAUGUUCCUUCCCUGGGGCUACGACUUCACCAUGUGGGGUGUAAGCGGAAUGCUCUUUGUGGCAACGGUCUUUGGUCCUGAAAUAUAUCGUUUCGACAUACACGGGUUCACAGUGGCCAAUGCUUUCGAGGUGCUUUUGAUUGGUUCCGGCAUUGUCAGCAGCCAUCCCAUCAUAGCUAGAAACAUAUACCUUUCCUAUAAAAACAAGACUGGCAAAAUGCGGCCGAUGUGGGAGAUGCUGCGUCCCUUCUUCGCCUUUCUUUGGCUGUUUGUGAUCACAACCUUCUGGUCCUUCUUUUCCCGCAACAAUGUAAUCAAUGAUGAGCCACGCAUCCUGUGGAUACUCUACGGAACCAUAUUCUCCAACAUUGCCUGUCGCCUGAUUGUGGCCCAAAUGUCGGACACGCGCUGUGACGGCUUCAACGUGCUGAUGUGGCCUCUGGUGGCUACAGUGGGUGUCUGCUGUUUCCCGUACUACCAGCUGGUGUUCGAAACGGAUCUCACGCGGGACGUGGAGCGUUGGAUUGUCCACGGUCUUACAAUAUUUUGCACAUUAGCUCACUGGCACUACGGCUAUGGUGUGGUUUCGGAAAUGUGCGACCACUUCCACAUUCGUUGCUUCAAAGUAAGACAGUCUAGUAGCCAAGCGGGCUCAGAUUUAACUCACCAACUUCUGCAGAAUAAUAACAAAGUCAAACCCCAAAAAAGUCAUUCCAACUAAAUCGCCCACUAACCCAAACCACAUCAACAAAUCGGGGACUACAAAAACCAACCAUCUUGUGAUAUAUAGUAUAUAUAUAGAAAUGGGUUCCAAUACAUUUGGCCUUCGCCUAUAUCUAGGUUUCCUAAGUGGUCCAUACUCAAUCAAAAAAAACAAAACAAAAAAAAUAAAAACUAAAUCGAUACUCGCCCCUCAUGCGGUCCUAACGUGGUAAAGUCCAUACAAAGCUAUUAUGUAGUCGUAAACCUAAUCGUAGUCUAAGCAAUUAAUCGUACUUAACAGUAGAAUAGGAUUAGACUAAGUGCAUGAGCCGUCGAGUGAUCCUUAGAGGCAACUAUAACAAGCAUGUUGAUAUUAUGGCAGAGCGCUAACUGCAUGAUCCGAUAAGUAUUACCCGCAUCAGAGAAUGAAGGCAACUACUGAAUGGAAUUGAUUAUUUCCAUGACAUUCUUAACGCUAUACUGACUGUACCAUCCACCGUAUUGUAAUUUCCUAUAGAUCAAGAAACCAGCUGCUAACGGGGAACAAGAACUGCAAGAGGCUCCGGAAAACGCCAAGCCUACGCCGGAGAAUAUUGAGGAAGUCUAGUUCAGUCCAGACUCCUGUCUAUGUGUUGUGUUAUCUAAGUUAAAUUGUUAAAAACACACUCAAAUUGUGUUUAGAUUAAGCUCGAAAUUGAAUAAAACAUAUACAAAUUCCGAAA